AAAACGAGAAGGGACAGAGCUGAAGAAUCAUGGCUUCUACGCCCAGAGGUGCAAAACCGCCGUACCCGAGCGCUGCGAGGCUCGCCGAUUCCCAGUGCUACUCUCAGUAUACUGCAUCUCUCAAAUGUCUGGAAGAAUUUAGCUCAGACAAGAGUAAAUGUCAGGAACAUUUUGAUGUUUACAAGGAAUGCAAGAAGAAGGAGAGGGAAGCUCGAUUGGAACGCAACAAGACUCGAUCCUUGUUCUCCUAAAAUCCUUUUAGAAUUAUUGCUCUCUUUCUAUCUAUCUACCACUGAUUAACUAUACAGAAGUUCCAUAGGGUUUAGCCUGCGCUUAGAAUCUCAAGAUUUGAGAUUUUGUAAUUGUUUGCCAUAUCGUUAUGACAAAAAGUUCAAUAAUGUAUUUUGCUUUAAAGUAUUUGGUCACAAUAAAUUAUAUGCAAUAUU
Rubroshorea leprosula is the source of this 446-nucleotide messenger RNA. The record is from the annotation of a GenBank genome assembly. Lineage: Eukaryota; Viridiplantae; Streptophyta; Magnoliopsida; Malvales; Dipterocarpaceae.